Messenger RNA from Chroicocephalus ridibundus (black-headed gull), 2527 nucleotides. RefSeq names its product post-GPI attachment to proteins 2 (gene PGAP2). Bases 184 to 1065 code for a protein of 293 amino acids. Lineage: Eukaryota; Metazoa; Chordata; Aves; Charadriiformes; Laridae. The transcript is spliced from 5 exons. Gene Ontology annotation, cellular component: endoplasmic reticulum membrane; Golgi membrane. The record is from RefSeq and is a predicted model, not a curated record. Gene Ontology annotation, biological process: GPI anchor biosynthetic process.
CCUGAGGGGGCCCGGACGCGGCUGUGGAGCAGCAAGGCCCGGGCGGGGGAAGGCCUGUCCGCGGCGGCAGGAAGGGGCGGGCGGCGGCAGGAGGAGAAGGAGGAGGAAGGGGAGCAGGAGGCGUGGCAGCGGUGCCGGGCCGGGGCAUGGAGCAGCGCGGAGGGGGCUGAGCGGUCCGUCAAGAUGUUACAAGUACCGCUGCCCCUGGAUCGAGAUGGGAUUCUCUUCCGGCUCCGUUUUACCACGCUGGCCGUUGGGACUGUGUUUUGCCCACUCUUCGGAUUCCUUUUCUGUGUGAUCUGGUCUCUGCUGUUCCACUUCCAGGAGACGACAGCGACCCACUGCGGGGUCCCUAACUACCUCCCCUCCAUCAGCGCUGCUAUCGGAGGUGAGACCCCCCAGCGCUACGUCUGGCGCCUCUGCAUCGGCCUCCACUCGGCUCCCCGCUUCCUGGUGGCGGUCGCCUACUGGAACCACUACCAGAGCUGCCACUGCUCGCACCCGCGCUACCUGCGCUUGUGCCACUUCAACCUGCUGCUCAACCUGCUGGAAAACUUCGCCCUCCUUAUUCUGACAUAUGUGUCCUCGUCUGAAAACUAUGGAGCGCAAGUCGUACAAGUGGAAGCAGCUGCUCUUCUUCUUCACCUUCAUCACAUUUGCGUUUGCCGUGUGCGUCUACUUCCACCACAACUGGUACUGUGGCCCCGGAGUGUACACCAUCUUCGCGUUCCUGGAGUACCUGGUUGUCCUCUCCAACAUGGCCUUCCACAUGACUGCCUUCUGGGACUUCGGCAACAAGGAGCUGGUGGUGAGCUCGCUGCUGGAGGACAAGCACUUCUAGCCUUCCACGGGCCGGUGCCAGGCAGGGGCUGCUCUUCCCCUGGGGGAGGCAGAGAAGCCCCUUCCCUCUCCUGCUGCCCCACGGCUGGGGCCAAGGUGUUUGCCGUGGAGCUGCUACAAGGAUUGUCCUGGGGUCCUGGGCCCCACAAGUGUCUGUGCAUGGUGCCUGGCUGCACCUGGAGCUCUCUUAUGGGGGAGCUGGGGGCUCUUCCUGGGGACCCCUGAGGCCAGUACCCCCUGCCCUGGCUACCUGCUGGCUACCAGGAUGGGCAGGAGGACAGAAGAGGGGGGCAGUUACCUGCUGCCUGUUUCUUUGGAGGAUGCUCCAGGCAGAACAGAAUUCUGCUUCCAGCAUCAGGGCGUGGGGGGCCAGCCUUGCCCUGCCCUUGCAUUGCCUGGGUGGUCUCAUGGUUCCUCCUUCAGGCUGGGGGUCCUUGGCCACGGUCCUCAAAAAGGGGUCCUCUGCACCCAGACACGGAGUGGCCCAGAGCCUUGGCUUCUUUUGGAAAACCUUUGCUGUGGGGCUGGGGCAGAGCCGGGCCCACACUGCCGGGCUUGGGGCUGGGUCCCGGCUCCCUUCGAGCCCAGGGUGAGCGUGGGAGCGGCGGCCGGGGGCUGGUUCUGGGCACUGCUCUUCCCACCGGGGCUGGGGCAGGGUCCCAUGUUGACGGGAGGGAAGCGCCUCCCACGGUGCUGUCCCAUGCACCGGGCGCAUGGGAUGCUGAGAGCAUCCACGCUCUCUCUCCUGCUCUGCCUUUCCCAGAAGCACCCCCCCCAGCAAGCAAAGGGUGCUCGCGGGGGGGUCGCGCCCCAGUUCCAGCCCAGUCUGGGGAGGAAGGGCGAGUGGGCUGGUACUGGAGGUCCUCGCUGUCAUGGCACGGCUUCCCCUGUGCCCCAGGGCUUGAGCUGGGGCCUGCUGGCGUUCAGCGGUGCUGCCGCCCCGGGAGGAGGGCACUGGCAGUGACCCCCCAUCUGCGGGCUCCGGCUGCCAGGGCACAGGGGGCUGGCAUGGUGAUGGUGCCAUCAGGGUGGGAACUGGGUGCUGGCAGCGUCCCCAGGCUCCUCUGCUCCUCCUGCAUCGCCAGGCCGGGCGGCACUGGUGGAAGGGGACCCGCUGCUGCUCUGGCUCGGAGGGGCUGUGGCCACGGGCCAGGAGGGCUCGGCUGCAUCCCGCACAGGGAGGCACCGGGGAGCCGGUGCUGUGCGUGGAGAGCAGGGGGUCUCAUUCCUGGAGCCUCUCUGGAAGAGGAAUGGGCAGGGGGAGAGGGCUGAGCCUGUCGGCACCAGGGGCUGUCUGGAAUUUGGGGAGCUCUGUGCUUGCCAGGGUGCACCCCGCAUCACACUCGGCCGUGAAGGACCAUGAGGUCCCUGCAACUGCCCUUCAUGUGAAUGCAGCUGCCACCAGCUGUCCCUUGGGAUGUCCCAGUGCUUGUCCCUGCACUCCCGGGGCUUGGGCAGAGCCUCCUCCAGCAGGAGCCACAGCGCCCUGGCCAGUGGCCCUGGCUGAGCCAGGGCCGGGCUGGCCAUCGAGUGGGUCCUGCCGCGUGCGUGUCCAUCUGUGAGUGUCCCCACCACGCUGGGCCAGGCUCCAUCCAUCUGCCCCACCUGCAUGCGUGUGGCGUGCUGUCCUCGGUGGCGUCUGCGCCUUGGUUUUGAGGUUGAAAUAAAGCACUGAGUAUUUUUGUGA